This is a messenger RNA of Artibeus jamaicensis (Jamaican fruit-eating bat), 7328 nucleotides long. It is a transcript of the gene GPR179, whose product is annotated as G protein-coupled receptor 179. Gene Ontology annotation, cellular component: membrane. The transcript has 11 exons. Lineage: Eukaryota; Metazoa; Chordata; Mammalia; Chiroptera; Phyllostomidae. Gene Ontology annotation, biological process: G protein-coupled receptor signaling pathway. The coding region runs from base 178 to 7257 and encodes 2359 amino acids. Gene Ontology annotation, molecular function: G protein-coupled receptor activity. The record is from RefSeq and is a predicted model, not a curated record.
AAAGCAGGCGACACAGCGCAAGCAGAGAGCAAGGGAGGGAGAGAGGAAGAGAGAACACGAGGAGAGGAGUCAGGCGGGCGGCAGUCUGGGACCGCAGCCAGCCUCUACCUGAACUCUCUUGAGCCACCAAAUCCCCAGGCAGCCUGGACGCCAGGGUCCCUGAGAUCUGCCCCAGUGAUGGACACCGGGAAAGUGGUUAUGUCCCCUCCAGUGUCGGGGCUGCUGGGCUGCUGGCUCCUCUGUGGCUGGGCUCUGGGGACUCUGCGGCCCUCCCACCCUCUGCCCUCGCUGUCCUCUGGAGUCAAGGCUGAAUAUGUACCUGUGCGGGUGCCCCCAGAGGGUGCCGAAGCAGCCCUGGCUUUUCUCUACUCUGGAGAUGCCCGACAGCUGUUGGGGACUAAUUGCAGUGUGCGUUAUGAAGCUCGGGGGGCAGAAGCCAGUCCAGGGGUCCCCCCGAUCCUAGGGAGGGCAGCAGGCACCAUUGCCCAGGCUGCCAAUUUCCUCAACAUGCUGCUACAAGCCAAUGACAUCCGUGAGUCAAGUGUGGAGGAGGAUGUGGAGUGGUACCAGGCGCUAGUCCGCAGCGUGGCCGAGGGGGACCCAAGGGCGUACCGGGCUUUGCUGACUUUUAACCCCCCACCAGGGGCCAGCCACCUGCAGCUGGCCCUGCAGGCCACCCGAAUGGGGGAGGAGACCAUCCUUCAGGACUUGUCUGGGAACAGGGUGCUGGAAGAGAUCCUCACCGGGACCCUCGACACUCCUGCCCUGCAGAAACGGGUGCUGACCAAUGACCUAGGGACCCUCGGAAGCCCCAAGUGGCCACGGGGAGAUGGAUACCUGGGGGACAUGCAGCAUGUGAGGCUGUCUCCUCCCUUCCUGGAAUGCCAGGAGGGCCAGCUUCGUCCUGGCUGGCUUAUCACACUUUCGGCCACCUUCUAUGGACUCAAGCCGGACCUCAGCCCGGAGAUCAGGGGGCAGGUGCGGAUGGACGUAGACAUUCAGAGUGUGGACAUCGAUCAGUGUGCCAGCGGCCCAGGCUGGUACUCUAACACACACCUGUGCGAUCUCAACAGCACCCAGUGCAUCCCUCUGGAGAGUCAGGGCUUUGUCCUUGGCCGCUACCUCUGCCGCUGCCGACCCGGCUUCUAUGGCACGAACCGCUCCGGGGGGUCAGAGGAGAGUGCCACCCAGCCCACUGAGCAAUCUGUGUCACCACGAGGCAGCUCCGGGAGGCUGCUUCGGUGCCAGCCAUGUGCCGAGAGCUGCACCAGCUGUAGGGAUGCCACGCCGUGCCUGGUGGAGGAGGCCUUGGCACUGCGGACAGCAGUGUUGGCCUGCCAGGCCUUCUGCAUGUCGUCCGUCUUCCUGAGCAUGCUGGUUUCCUACCGCUGCCGCCGGAGCAAGAGGAUCCGGGCAUCUGGAAUUGUCCUGCUGGAAACCAUUCUUUUUGGAUCCCUGCUGCUUUACUUCCCCGUCUUCAUCCUGUACUUCAAGCCUGGUGUAUUCCGCUGCGUUGCUCUCCGCUGGGUCCGGCUGCUGGGUUUUGCCAUUGUCUACGGCACCAUUAUACUCAAGCUGUAUAGAGUGCUCCAGCUGUUUCUGUCUCGAACGGCCCAGCGGGGCCCCCUGCUAAGCAGCGGGCAGCUGCUUCGGCGUCUGGGGCUGCUUCUGCUGCUAGUGCUGGGCUUCCUGGCUGUGUGGACAGUGGGGGUCCUGGAGCGAGGCAUCCUGCACACACCCCUGGUGACCCGAGGCCACACCUCCACGGGCCGCCACUUCUCCCUCUGCCACCAUGACCACUGGGACUACGUCAUGGUUGUGGCCGAGAUGCUGCUCCUGUGCUGGGGCAGCUUCCUCUGCUAUGCCGCCCGGGCUGUGCCCUCAGCUUUCCACGAACCACGCUACAUGGGCAUCGCCCUGCACAACGAGCUGCUGCUCUCUGCUGCCUUCCAUGCAGCCAGGUUUGUGCUGGUUCCCUCCCUGCACCCGGACUGGACCCUCCUCCUCUUCUUCUUCCACACCCACAGCACAGUCACCGCCACCCUGGCCCUGAUCUUCAUCCCUAAGUUCUGGAAGACGGGGGAGCCUCCCCGAGAGGAGAUGGUGGAGGAGGUGUACGAGGAUGAGCUGGACCUGCAGCGCUCAGGCUCCUACUUUGACAGCAGCACUGCCUCCGCCUGGAGCCAGCGCAGCCUGGACCCUGGAGACAUCAGGGACGAGUUGAAGAAACUCUAUGCCCAGCUAGAGGUCCACAAGACCAAGGAAAUGGCUGCUAACAACCCCCACCUGCCCAAGAAGCAGGGCAGCUGGCGCCAGGGCCUGGGCCGCUCCUUGGUGAGGUGCCUGGCUGAGUUCCCCGAGGCCCUGGCGCGCCAGCACUCCCGGGACCCCGUCUCCCCCAGCCUCCGCAGCCUGCCCGGCUCCUCCCGCCGCAGGCUCCUCAGCUCCAGCCUCCAGGAGCCUGAGGGGCCGCCAGCCCUGCGCAAGGCCCACAGCACCUAUGACCGCAGCCCCCGCAGGGCGCAGGACGCCCCUCUCCUCGACUCACUACCCAGGAGGAAGCUGGCCAAGAGGUCCUCCCGGACAGAAAGCCGGGAGUCAGCGGAGGGGCCGCCUGCCCUGGGCUUUAGGUCAGCCAGCGCCCACAACCUGACAGUGGGAGAGAGGCUCCCCCGAGCCCGGCCCGCCUCCCUGCAGAAGUCGCUCAGCGUCAUGGCUGGCUCCAGUGAAAAGGCGCUGCUCAUGGCCAGCCAGGCGUACCUGGAGGAGACCUAUCGGCAGGCAAAGGAGCAAGAGGAGAGAAGAAAGGCAGAGGCGGCCUUGGCGAGCCCAGCUCAGAGGCUGUCGGCCAGGAGGCUGGAGCGAGCGCGAGGACCACCUCUGUCGGCCCCACCUUCCCCUGCCAAGAGCAGCAGCAGGGACAGCUCCCGAGCCUCUGGGAGGCUUCCGGAGGGGGCUGGGGGAAGGCCGCCUCACCCCCCCAUCCAGCACCAGGUCUCCACACCCACCAAAGCCCUGUCCGGGGCUUGCCUCGGGGAGCCAAGGAUGCUUUCUCCCACUCCCACCUUGGCGCCAGCUCUGAUACCAGCUUCAGCCCCAGGUCUGGCCCCAGUCCCAGUCCUAGCACAAGUCCCAGUAACCCCCCAAAGCCCCAGCUUUCUCACCUUCAUCUGCCCCUGGGAGAAUGCAGAACUGCCAGUCAAGAAAGAAAAUGUGGCACAAGAAGGCUCCUUGGGGCCAGAGCAAGGCAGCCACUCCCCUGCCCCGGCUCGAGCCAGGCUCUGGAGGGCUCUCUCGGUUGCAGUAGAGAAAAAGCGUGCUGGGGACAAUGGGGUGAACACAGAGGACAGGCAUCUCCAGGGGGAAACUGAUAAUGUGGAGGAGGACAGGUCCAAGAUCUUCUCUAAAUCGCACAGCCUCAAGACCCCUGUUCAGCAGGGCUCUGUGCGCAGCCUGGGACUGGCCAUCAAAGCUUUGACCCGGUCUCGGAGCACACACAGAGAAAAGGAGAGCGGGGAGGGGAGUCCUGAGGGGGAGAAGGGCAGAGCUGCAGGAGAGGGAGUGGGUGCAUGCCCCAGAUCCCCCAGGCUCGGUGGGCGCAAGGUGAUGAGCAAGCAGGCGGCUCUCGCCCCCUGUGAAGAUGAGGAGUCCCUCCAGAACCAGCAGAAUGCUUAUACCAGCAGGAUGCUCCACGUCCGUCACCAGGAGGCCAGCAAGGAACAGGAUGACGGAGGCAGGAGGACAUCCCAGGGUCAAGGGGAGGGCAAUGCUGAGAAAGCCGGUAAAACAGAGCCUGCCACACUGAGGCAAGUCAGGCAGGGCACGGUUGGGGACAAAAAGGCUGAGCAAGCAAAAGAAGCCCUGGGAGGGAGGCAGGAACAGCUCAAAGCUGGCCUGCAGCCCGUGGGCAGUGCUGACUGCAGGGUGGCAGAGGUGUGCCCCUGGGAAGUUACCGCAUCGGAAACGUGUCUGCCUGACAGUAGCAAGGCUGAAAUCUGCCCCUGGGAGGUGAGUGAAGGAGGCCCCGAGAGGGGGCCACUGAGACAAGAUCCAGGUGACUCCCAAGAAGAGAGAAGGAAAGCCCCAGGAGAAUCAGAGCCCAAAGGUGUGGCUGCCAUUGCUCAGAAAAAGCCAGAGAGGCUGGUCAGGGAGCAGGAGGCAGUGUGUCCCUGGGACAAUGCCGAUCCCAGGGGCCCAUCCCCUCAGCCAGCCCCUCAGGGCUCUGAGCGAACCAAGGGCAGGUCGGAGGCAGGGGGCAGUAUGCAGGUCAGAGAGGUGGAGAGAUGUCCGCAGAAAGUCACAACUCCGCAAGCUUGUACACCCAACUUUGCCAAGGCAGAGCUCUGUCCUUGGGAGGCAAAUGAAGGAGAGAAUGAGAAGCUGUCCCAUGAGGGAGUGAAGGAACUCCCCCAGGAAAAGCAGAAAACCCCCAGGAAAGCGACCUUCUGGAAAGGACAGAAACCUGGCAGAGACCUGGAGUCUCUUUGUUCAUGGGAGAGCACGGAUUUCCGUGGCCCCUUAGCAAUCUCCACUGAGGCCCCAGGAGCCCCGGAGGGCUCAGGGAACCCUGCGGAGGUGUGUCCCUGGGAGGCAGAAGAGGCUCCCACCUUCAGGAAAGCAGAGGUUUGUCCCUGGGAGCUGGGUGCUGAGGUAGUGAGGAAGGAAACGCCAGCUGAGGGGGUGGGGGGAGAAUCUCUCCAAGGAGAGGGGCAAGCCUCCGGGAAGGGGCUCUUUGGAGAGAUGGGGGAGCAAAGUGGGAAGGCAGUGCAGACACCCAGCCCACGGGAGGGGUCAGUGUGUCCCUGGGAGGGCACAGCCCGUGGGCCCUCCAGCCCUCCUGUGGACGAUUCCUCACCCAGAGCUGGUGGCCAGCUCCUCAGCAAUGGAGGAAGCAGAGCCACGCAGGUAUGUCCACGGGAAGACCUCAGGCCAGAGUCGAAGGCAGCCACACCUGCCAAAGCAGAAAUCGGUCCCUGGGAGGUAAACGAAAGAACAGAGGACUGGAUAUCUCGACAGGUGCCCAAAGGAGAGGAACCUCAAAAGGACAAGGAGGAAAUGUCUGAAACAUCAGGAAUCAAAGAUGUCGCAGCUUGGGAAAAGCCUGAGGGACAGCUCCAGAAGCAGGAAGUCGCCUGUUCUUGGGGGAGUGCGGACCCUGGCAGCUUUCCUCAACGCAUAGAUAGGCCCCGUGCCAGUCUCCAGGUGUCAGGUGGGGCGGGAGGCCAAACCGCUGUCAUCUGUCCGUGGGACGUGGAGGACAGCCUGUCUGCUGAGAAGGCAGAGGUCUGUCCCUGGGAGGUGAGUGCUGGAGCAGGGGAGGGACACGCUUCGGGACUCGAGGCCUUGAGGAGGCCACCCAACGUCACAGAAAAGGAUUCUGCAGACUCUGGACCUGUGCGCAUAGCUGUUACUGCUCCAAAGAAGCCUGGGAGGCCGGCCCGGGAGCGGGAGGUGGCCUGUCCCCGGGAGAGCGUGGAUCUGGGGGACAACCCUCAGCACUCAGGCACUGUGGAUACUGACAGACCGAAGGCUGGAUUCCAGGAACUGGGCCUUGCGGGGCGCAGGCCAGCUGAGGUGUGCCCCUGGGAAGUGGAGGACGCGUCUGCCAGCGAACGGCCCCAGAUCUGUCCCUGGGAGGUGAAUGAAGGAGCGCCUGGGGAGGGACUGGAAGGAGAGAUGGGGAACGAGUCAGCAGGGCAGAGGGAGCGAAUUCCAGACAGGGGGACCCUCACCUCCCUGGAAGAAGGAGUAUCAAGAGGAGAGACAAAACUGAGUCAGCAGCAGGAAGCUGUUUGUCCUUGGGAGGAGGACUCGAGGGGACCCUGUCCUCGGGCCUUUGAGAUCUCAGGCUCAUCCUGUGGCAUGAGGAGCCAAGUGGUGGAGGAACGGUCCUUGGACGUCAUUGAUGAGGUAGCAGGGAAAGGGAACCUGAUACAAGACCCUAAAAUUGGUUCCCUCCAAGAACACAUAACCCAAGAAAGACCUUCAUCUUCACAAGCAGGAGGCCCUACUGAAGAUGGGGAAAGAGAAAAUGAGCUACAGUCCGUGUGUCCCUGGGAGAGCACCGCCCCUGCAGGCCCUUCCUCCCAACCCGGAAGUCACUGCCAUAGCCAACUGGUCAGUGUGGGGGGCGGGCACGCUGAGCUGUGCCCCUGGGACCCUCCAGCCCCAGCUGCUCAUCGGCCUAACGGCAGCGCCAAAGUGGAGGUCUGUCCUUGGGAGGUGACUGAAAGAAUCCCUGCAGAAGGAGUGUCGAUACAGAACGGGAAAGGGGGCGAGGGGAAAGCCUCAGACAAACCUGAGCCCCUAGUUGGGGUAGUUCGGAAAGAGCCAGAGAGGGCAGAUGGGAAACAGGAGGCCGUGUGUCCCUGGGACGGUCAGGAUGGCCGAGGUCUGUCUCCACAGCCAGCCCCACGAGCUUCUGACAGAAGCAAAGUCACUUCGGAUGCAAUAGGCAGCGUGGAGGCCAGGGUAGCAGAAGUGUGUCCGUGGGAAGCAGUAGAGGGGCCCUCAGCCAAGACAGCAGAAACAUGCUCUGGGGAGACGAGUGAAGCAGAAGGGGAGGAAGGUGGCCCAGAACAGGCGGUGGAGAGAAAGCCCCAAGGGCAGGGAGAGCUGCUCCUUCAAAAGGCAGGGUCUGGAGGGACUGAAGAACACUUCUCAAAAGCAGCGGCAAAGGGCAGCAGGGAGCAGGGGAGGGAGGGCACGGGUCUGGGGGGGCUCUCCCCCCAGCCAGAUGCUCUGGGUGCAGACCAGGACACAGUCAGUGCCCAUGGGGCAAGUAGUGUGGGGAGCAGGAUGGCAGAGCUGUGCCAGUGGGAAGUCACAGAUCCAGAAGGAAAUAGAAUAAAGGGGACCAUGGCAGACAUCUGUCCUUGGGAGGGAACUGGAGCCUCAUCUGAAGAAUCCGGCCUCCUGGCUUUAACAGCAACCCAGACCAAAAUAUGUUUCCCCGGUGACCCUGAGAACCCGCCAUGCCUUUCGGUCCAAAGACCUCUGGGUUGCUUCCUUCCAGAAAGCAAAAGCCCCCACCCCAAGGUGAGCAAGCCAACCAGUUCUUUUAUUCUGGGAGAUUUCAGAGAAUUCCAAGGACCUUCAGGACUUGGGCCAAGGACCAGUUUAACCUCAGGGCCAAGUCUCCAAGAAGCUGAGGCUCGGAAUUCUUCUUCCCUAACUGAAGACAGAGGAGAAGUGGCUUCCAAAGGGACACAUGAAGAACUCAUCCCUCCAACUGUCUAUCCUUGGGACUGGGAAUAACAAUUCCCAGUUUAAACUGGGAUGAGGUCAAACACAGGGUGGCUGGCUUUCAACAGCCAAGGUCCUUUCCA